This is a messenger RNA of Trichobilharzia szidati, 952 nucleotides long. The record is from the annotation of a GenBank genome assembly. NCBI's taxonomy places the organism in Eukaryota, Metazoa, Platyhelminthes, Trematoda, Strigeidida, Schistosomatidae.
AUGACCACUAACAUUUCAAUUGCUGAUGGCGAGAAGAUAAUGCGACUGUUUAAACGGCAUCUUCCAAAUUUACCAACAAAUAUAAGAAAGCUUCUGAAAAUUAGUGAAUCCUGCCCCUCAACUGCUAUCGCUAAGGACGUCGCCUUCUCGUAUGAGUCACAUUUGUACGAAAACAAGGGAGGGGUGAGCAGUGCUACUACUACUACAAGUACCCCAAUUAUAUCACCCGAAGAUACUAGCUCACUUCAAGACUUGCUUAAUGCCCUGAACAAGUUGGCAGAUAAUGUGAUCAGACUUAGUGAAUCGACAAUGAAACUGAGUCAGUCUCUCGACUCCCUGCUGCAUAAAACUACCAAUAAAGGCACGAGUGAUGAUGAUGAUGAUGACGAACAUGAUUUUAAGCUACCGAUUAAAUCAUUGGCUUUGCUGCACAUUUUCGACAGCAAACUGGAACAUAAGGAGUAUUUUCAACAAAUAAUGUGUCAACUUUCAUUCAAGGUGCAAAAUGACGCAGUGCGAUCUACGCGUCGUUUGUUGAGUACAAUCCUUGAUAAAAGCCUGGCAAGAAUGAUGACUUACAAGGGUACUUCGUGCAAGAUUGGUGUCCGUAACUAUCGAUUUUUCCAAAUUAUAACUGAUGUCAUCGUUCGUAAACAGUUAACACUUGGGCGCAAUGAGAAGGAAACACUUGAUACGAUAGUCAAAGCCACUAAAAAUUGGUGUCAUGAUCAACGGCUUCGAAAAAAAAUUGGGAUUACUUAUCAGAAGAGGUGUGCGUCAACGUCAUUCAACCUGAUCCCAGCCAAUCACUGUCCACCCUCCCCUCAAAAAUAAUUUAUGAAAUCAUUUUUGUAAACGUGUUUUAACCCUUCUUACUAUUUUCAAGACACCUAUGUUUAACUGUAUAGAAUAUACUAUUCCCUCACUGCAUUUGCUUUAUUUUAUAUCAGUG